Molecule: messenger RNA, 1198 nt
Organism: Drosophila busckii
Lineage: Eukaryota; Metazoa; Arthropoda; Insecta; Diptera; Drosophilidae
Exons: 4
Coding region: 65-1120 (351 amino acids)
Biological process (GO): spindle organization; mitotic cell cycle; establishment of meiotic spindle localization
Cellular component (GO): spindle pole
Molecular function (GO): protein binding
Source: RefSeq, a predicted model, not a curated record
AGUAGACAGCACACACAAUACUCAUAAACAAAAAAUAAAAUAUAUAAAAUAAAUAUAAAAAAAAAUGCAUCAUUACGUUACGCGGCCACGUUCAUAUUUAUCCUUCGAUGUGGACUUUGAACACCUUGAGGAGGAGUCUGAGCCGCAGCCAGUGGCCAAUUAUACGCGCACACAGCUGCUGGUGCUGGACUACAAGCAGUUUAUAGCAGCGCGUCGCAUCCAGACCGCUUGGCGUGGCCACAGCACGCGUAAGCUGGGCCGGCAGCGCUGGGAGGCAGCAAUUACCAUUCAGCGCUGGUGGCGCGGCUUUCAAGUGCGUCAGCGUUUCGCUUGCCGCAUGGAGCAGCGACUGCAGCAGGCGCUGCUCGAUCACUACAAUGAGGCGGCAACCAAAAUCCAGGCGCUCUUCCGCGGCUGGUGGGUGCGGCAAACGGUGCACGAUAUGCACAGCUUGUAUCGCAUGCAGCUGUGCGCAGCUGAGGAGCUGCUCAGCUGUGUGGCACAGAAGCUGCAUUAUCUGCUGCGCACCUACAGCAUACCCGGCGUAUACUCGCUGCGCAACUCGCACUGUCUGUCGCGUGUGGAGAAGCUGUUGAGCAGCAUGAACUAUCGUUUCCACAACGAUCGCAUGCGCUUCCAGCAGGCGCGCAAGGCGGCCAUAGUGGCAGCUCAGCGGCGGGAGUAUAACAACGCCUUCAAUCACACCAAGGUGCCCUUUCCGGGUCCCAACUAUUUGGGCAUAUGCGAGCCCGCCUGCGAUGAAUGGCUGCGCAGCGGCGGCGAUAUGGACCGUCGCAUGUAUCAGAUUAUAGCCGAGUAUGAAAAGAGCGCAAUGGACAAGCAAGUGGUCAAAGUGCAUCGCACUUUGGCAGAGCGUAAACUGCGUCGUCAUAUCGAGGAAGUGCUGUAUCGUCAGAGCAAGGAGAAACACGAUUUCUGCGGCGAUGUUAUACGCAGCAUGCGCAAGUGGAAGAUCUGGCAGGACAAUCAGAUCACCAUUAGUACCAAUGUCUUUCGCACGCCUGAGCUGCUGCAGAGUUUCCUCGACGAGGUCUCUGAGCUCUGGGAGGAAAUGGAAGGCAACUGCCACUGCGGCACGCCGCUCACAAUCUGCCGCUGAGACUCGUACUCGCUUACGCUUAAAUUUGUAGUGUCGACUUUAAAAACUGCGCUGGCAACAUGUGCAUUUGACUGAUUA